AUGGUCGUAAAUAACACGUUUCAUGUUUAUAUUACUAGCGAGAUGUAUUUUGUAUUUCUUGACUUAAAAAUUACAAACAAUUAAAAAUUAUUUUAUCGGACAUAAUAUUAUUAUCAAUAGUCAUUAAAACUAUUUAAAACAAAUGGUGAUCGCACGCAAGUAUUUUCAAAUUUUCAUAAUAAUUGGAAUAUUCUUACAAGACGAAAUAACUGGGGAGCGGAGGCGAAGAAAGAACAUAGAGCUGGAAAUACUGUAUGGUAGUGCAGACAUAUUGGAGGUCAUCAGAAGCAGAAGACUACGGUGGGCUGGCCACGCUUGGAGGAGCCAAAAUCCACUUUUACAUGCAGUGAUUGAACAAAACCCUGUAGGAAAAAGGCCUCUGGGAAGACCAAGAAUGCGUUGGGAAGAUGUUGUAAAGAAGGACGUUGAGCAGUUGGGAGGUUGUUCCAACUGGAGAAAUCUAGCAUUGGAUAGAGAAAGAUGGAAGCUUGGUUGUGAGACGGGAUGGUCUUAAAGGCCCAAUAAA
Metopolophium dirhodum (rose-grain aphid) is the source of this 526-nucleotide messenger RNA. RefSeq lists its product as uncharacterized. NCBI's taxonomy places the organism in Eukaryota, Metazoa, Arthropoda, Insecta, Hemiptera, Aphididae. The record is from RefSeq and is a predicted model, not a curated record. The transcript has 2 exons. The coding region runs from base 143 to 514 and encodes 123 amino acids.